This is a messenger RNA of Serpula lacrymans var. lacrymans S7.9, 1331 nucleotides long. Its product is annotated as DNA-directed RNA polymerase II, subunit 3. The record is from RefSeq and is a predicted model, not a curated record. Gene Ontology annotation, molecular function: protein dimerization activity; DNA-directed RNA polymerase activity; DNA binding. Gene Ontology annotation, biological process: DNA-templated transcription. Lineage: Eukaryota; Fungi; Basidiomycota; Agaricomycetes; Boletales; Serpulaceae. Gene Ontology annotation, cellular component: RNA polymerase II, core complex. The transcript has 7 exons. Bases 1 to 1203 code for a protein of 400 amino acids.
AUGCAAGGAUACGAAGAAGCAGAACCUACCGUUCGUAUAAGGGAGGUGAAGAAAGAUAGAGUCAACUUUGUAUUAGAGAAUGUGGAUCUUGCGUUUGCCAAUUCUGUACGGAGAGCAGUAAUGGCGGAUAUUCCAACAAUUGCAAUCGAUAUUGUUGAAAUAGAGGCGAAUACAACUGUUCUUCCCGACGAAUUCAUUGCACAUCGACUCGGGAUGGUACCUCUCGUUAGUGCUAAUUGUGAGGAAGGCAUACGGUAUACACGGGAUUGCACCUGUCUAUCCGGUUGUCAAUAUUGCUCAAUAGAACUCAGGCUGGAUGUCGCCUGUCAUGAGAACAGAACAAUGGAAGUUACCAGCAAUCAUUUGGAUGUUGUGGAUAGCCACACGUACGCAGACGAAGGUGAAGCAGGAGAAGAGCUCACGAAAAGAGGAGAAAAUUUUGGACAUCCGGUGGGGAAAGACGAUGUAUCUCUUCCACCUGUCCUGAUCUGUAAAAUGCGGAAAGGACAAGAGUUAAAACUCCGUUGUAUUGCUAAGAAGGGAAUCGCGAAGGAGCAUGCUAAGUGGUCACCCUGUUCCGCUGUAUCUUUUGAAUACGACCCGUACAACAAACUCCGGCACACGACGCAUUGGUUCGAAACGGAUGAACGUGCAGAAUGGCCACUUAGCGAAAAUGCAAAAGAGGAAGAGCCUCCGAGAGACGAUGAAGUCUUUGAUUUCAAUGCAAAACCUGGCAAAUUCUAUUUUGAAGUGGAAACCGAUGGGAGUUUGGGACCACAGGAGGCAGUUAUGAGGGGUCUAGCUGAGUUACAAACUAAGCUUGCUAACCUGAUCUUGGGCUUGAAAAGCCCACCAGAGCUGGACAUGCUUCCAGGAGGUGAUCAGGGCAUGGCACCCCCUAAUGGGCAUGUUGCACCAAGCGGUGGAGGGUGGGGCCAACCUGCAACCGGAGGUGGUUGGGCAAGUCCAACUGCAGGAGGAUGGGGUGAUGCCGCUGCUCCUACUAGUAAUGCCUGGGGAACUAGUCCCGCGAGUGGAAAUGCAUGGGGAGGUGGCACGAGCCCCAACUCAAAUAAUGCAUGGGGAGGGGCAAGCGCAGGAGGAGGCGGAGCAAGCCCUAAUGCAAACAACGCUUGGGGAACAUCAUCCACCCAACAGGGUUGGGCGAGUCCCACUCAGCAAACCAAUAGCUGGAUCCAUUGAUAUUGGUAUUAUCUGUGUGCAUUGCAAUAGAUUCAGACUCGUUUGUUGUUCUCCAUUCACUUUCAAUUCGAAUCCGUAUUUUGCCAGUGCAGUAAUCCAUAAUUUCGUGAACUUCAAUAUAUCCUUGA